Neogale vison (American mink) is the source of this 2961-nucleotide messenger RNA. It is a transcript of the gene RMDN1, whose product is annotated as regulator of microtubule dynamics 1. Gene Ontology annotation, molecular function: microtubule binding. Bases 103 to 1056 code for a protein of 317 amino acids. NCBI's taxonomy places the organism in Eukaryota, Metazoa, Chordata, Mammalia, Carnivora, Mustelidae. The record is from RefSeq and is a predicted model, not a curated record. Gene Ontology annotation, cellular component: cytoplasm; spindle microtubule; mitotic spindle pole. The transcript is spliced from 10 exons.
GGGGGAAGUCGCGUUUUUUCUGGGAGGACUGGGGAGAAUUACUUUCCGCUGCGCUCCACAGCGGAGCAAAGGGUUGAAGGGUCAGUCCGUGUGUUGCAGGUCAUGGCGCUGGCCGCUCGCCUCUGGCGCUUUCUGCCUUGGGGACGUCGCGUCUUUCCGGGACCUUGGCUCUCGAGGGGUGUUGCUGGCAGCCGCGGGCUGUGCUGUACUAGGCGACUCCGCGGCUCUGAGGUGAUGGGAAAUCUAGGAGCUUUCAAAAGAAGCCUUUUAUUCUCAGCUUUACCUUAUUUGGGUUUUGAAGCAUACCAAGUAUUUUCCCAGGCUGCUAUGGUUCAUGCCACAGCCAAAGUCUUCAGAGUUGAAGAAAUUCUUGAGCAAGCAGACUACCUAUAUGAGAGUGGAGAAACAGAAAAACUUUAUCAGUUGCUGACCCAAUACAAGGAAAGUGAAGAUGCAGAGUUACUGUGGCGAUUGGCACGGGCAUCACGUGAUAUAGCUCAGCUUAGUGGGACCUCAGAAGAGGAGAAAAAACUCCUGAUAUAUGAAGCCCUAGAGUAUGCAAAAAGAGCACUAGAAAAAAAUGAAUCCAGUUUUGCAGCUCAUAAGUGGUAUGCAAUCUGUAUUAGUGAUGUUGGAGAUUAUGAAGGCAUCAAGGCUAAAAUUGCAAAUGCCUACAUUAUCAAGGAGCAUUUUGAGAAAGCAAUUGAACUGAACCCAAAAGAUGCUACCUCAAUUCACCUUAUGGGUAUUUGGUGUUAUACAUUUGCUGAAAUGCCUUGGUAUCAGAGAAGAAUUGCUAAAGUGCUGUUUGCAACUCCUCCUAGUUCCACCUAUGAGGAGGCAUUAGGCUACUUUCACAGGGCAGAGCAAGUGGAUCCAAAUUUCUACAGCAAAAACUUGCUGCUUUUAGGAAAGACGUAUUUGAAGUUACACAAUAAAAAGCUUGCUGCUUUCUGGCUAAUGAAAGCCAGGGACUAUCCGGCACACACAGAGGAGGAUAAACAGAUACAGACAGAAGCUGCUCAGUUGCUUACAGGUUUCAGUGACAAGAAUUGAGAAUUUUUCAGAGAAGAAAGCCAACGAAGUAUCUAAGAAACAUUGCCUUUUCAUGAAAUUACAAAGAUAAUAUGUGAACUGUAUCUGUUCUAUGGCUGUUUUCUCGGUUCCUUUAAUGUGACCACUUAAAGUAAAUGAGCAAAAUACUAAGUUUCUUCACAGACAACAAGGCAAAAGAAAUUAAUUACCAAAAAAUUGGUAGAGACUUCUCCCUGGCUCAGAGGCAGAGAUUAUUGCACAUUUAGGCACUAGCAAUACAAAGUGGUAUAGAUUUCUGAGGAGGAUGGAUCACAUCAGAAUGGGAGAUCAAGAAAAGAAAAAGCUUUGUGGAAGAGGCUUCAUUGGGGGGUGUGCAUUGCCAAAUUGGACUGAUGCAAAGUUGAGAUCUUGCAGAGAAGGUGCAGGGAAAAUGAGGUUAGAAUGUUGAGGGUUCUUGGUAUAAAGUAAUUAAAUGAUGGAUCUUGGAACCAACCUGUGUAAGGAAAAAACUUUAAGUCAGGAGAGGACAGAAAAUGGAGUGUUUUGUUUGUGGUUUUUUUUUUUAAAUGUGACAUGGUCUUACAGGUGAAGGAUUGAUUUUGUUACUUGACAAAGCCCAGGUUCUCUUCCCUAAUGUGGUGAAAGGAACAUAGAACUCAAGGGUGAAAUAGAAAUGAAGAUGUUUUACAUAGGCAGGACCGUAUUACUUGAGGCUGCGGAACUGUUUUAUAAAAAGGAUUAUCUUGAAUCCUUUGAAUCACUUAGAUAAAUCAAGAAUGCAUGCAUAGGUAGGUUUUCCCCCCAGGGAGUUGGAUAUUGUAAAGUUAACAGUGAACCCGGAGGGUGUGGGCUGUUUGUGUUGUCAUGCAUAUUUUCGAACAAAAAGGAAAAUGAAAGUCCUGGACUCUAUAUACCCAUCUCCAAUUGCUAAUCUUCAGCUAUAUUUUACUGUUUUGUGUGUGUGUGUGUGUGUAUUUCUAAACUUUUGAAAUUGUAGACAAUAUACUUCAUCCCUAAGUACUUAAGCAUGCAUUGUCUCAGAAUGACAUCCUUCUAAACAAACAACCCAUUAGCACAACAAAAAGUUAACAGUAAUUCUUUAAAACCAUAUUGAUACCAGCCAUAUUUGUAUUUUCUCAAAUGUCCCAGGAAUGUCUUACCAAUUUUAAAAACCAGGAUCCAAUCAACCAUACAUUGUAUUUGAUUUUCGGCCUUAGUUUUUAAAACUCUAGAAGAAUUCUCCCAUUUUUUUUUUUUUAAUCCCACCAUUCAUUGACUUUUUUUUUGAACAGGCCAGUCAUCUUAGAGUCUCAUUCCAGAUUUGCCGUACCCCACUUUGGGAACCACUGUUUCAUCUUUUCAGCGACUCUGAUUAACUUUAUGUAAUUUGAUCUUCUUUGCCUAAUUUAUCACUUCUCUGAUCUUUUACCUCUUUCCGUUUCAUUUCCUUGGCUCUUUGAAUUUCUGUCUUCCAUGUCUCUAUUGUUUUCUUCCUCAGAUACCUUUUGUCUUCACUUGAGAUGUUUGUCUUUUUCUUCCAUUAUUUUCCCUGAUUUCAAUCAGCAGGCAUUUCACAUUUUCAUGAAGUUUGUCCAGUUCUGAGUUUUUUAAUUUUUAACUGAUUUGAUUUUGAUUUUUCAAUUUUUGAUUUUUUAGUUUUGAUAGUUACUUACAUUUAAUUCAUUAGUAUAUUGUGUUAAAGAAUGUUUUUUUCUGUUUUGAGUAUCUUCAUCUGAAAUUUUUUCCUUUUCACUAGAGCGACUUUCAGUAUUUUCUGGUGAUGUGUGUGUGUGUGUGUGUUUUGUGUUACCUGCAAUACAGGUAUCAAAUGGGAGGUGAAGGAUUUUGAUUUGUUCAAGAACAGUGUCUAUGAAGGAGUUUUUGUGAAAUGAGGUAUCUUUCAGUAAUAAAGCCUUUUAUGGGUAG